AUGGAUGGGCUGCUCGACAUUCAUCUGGCCGACUUCAAGGCAUGGGAGGCCAGCUCGUCCAGGCGGCUGCUCAAGGCAGAUGACUCCGCCACGACGGCAAAGGAAAGCAUCAAGGCCAUGCACAUGCGAGCCCACGUCGGUGACCUGCGCUUCGCCGGAGAUGGCAUUGCCAACAAGGGCCUGCUGAUACGGCGCCUGGUCGUGCCCGGGAAAGAGCGUGAGGGCGUCGAGACAAUGAAGUGGUUGGCAUCCCAAGUUUCCAAGGAUCGUUUCAUCAACGUCACGGAGCAGUACCGCCCUGAGGCUCACGUGGGGAAGAAGAGGCGCAAGUCGAGCAACUGCGGCGACGGAGAGGUGCGAUGCGGCGACCUGGACCGUGCCGUGACGGGCGGAGAGAGGUCUCUGUGGUCCAACAAGCCGCAAAUGAGUCUGGACUUUGGAGAUUCGACGAACCGCCCAAGCACGACGGGUUCGCCAUCUAGUUAG
This is a messenger RNA of Metarhizium album ARSEF 1941, 486 nucleotides long. Its product is annotated as pyruvate formate lyase activating enzyme. NCBI's taxonomy places the organism in Eukaryota, Fungi, Ascomycota, Sordariomycetes, Hypocreales, Clavicipitaceae. The coding region runs from base 1 to 486 and encodes 161 amino acids. The transcript has a single exon. The record is from RefSeq and is a predicted model, not a curated record.